Molecule: messenger RNA, 1956 nt
Organism: Alligator sinensis (Chinese alligator)
Lineage: Eukaryota; Metazoa; Chordata; Crocodylia; Alligatoridae
Gene: EBP
Product: EBP, cholestenol delta-isomerase
Exons: 5
Coding region: 541-1224 (227 amino acids)
Biological process (GO): cholesterol biosynthetic process
Cellular component (GO): endoplasmic reticulum; membrane
Molecular function (GO): steroid Delta-isomerase activity; cholestenol delta-isomerase activity; C-8 sterol isomerase activity
Source: RefSeq, a predicted model, not a curated record
GGCUCUGGUUCCAGACUUUAUAUGUUAGACAUGCCUGAAUCUCCCUAUAUCCUAUUGGCUAGAGGGUUUGGCUGGGCCACCCCCCCAGCCAAUGGAGGUGCAGUGUCACAGGAGGAGGGGAGCGGUGGUCCUGUUGGCCAAUGGCUGUACGCCUUUCUGAGCUCUCUAGGGCCCUCCCCCCACCGUCCAAAUUGCCUCAUAUCUUCCUGAUGCAUGUCCCGCCCCUAGUCCGGCACUGGCUGGUUCUGUCAGCCCCACCCCUGAGCCCAUAUCGCCUCAGCAACUGCCGCAGCCAAUCAGCAGCUGCCCUGGCUCAAGCUCCCAGGCUCGGUCUCGGGCCCACGUUCCAUUGGCCGCCAAGGAGUGACAGGCUAAAUUAGAUGCUUGGCUGCCUCUCAUCGCCAUUGGCUACCGUGGCCUCACGUUGCCGCCCACACAUGCUGCUAUUAGUCAGGGGCCCAGGAUUUCGAGCCUACACGGUUCAGUUGCCUCCUAGGGUUCGGCUGUGGAGUGCUGGUAAAGCUCCGCUCCCUCCAGUCCAUGGCACCAGAGGUCUCACUCCCGCCACACCCCUACUGGCCACAGGGACUGACAGUGCCGGGCUUUUUGCCCAAUGAGCGUCCAGCCUGGCAUAGCGUCGCAUUCAUCUUUGGGGCUGCCGGCUCCCUAGCAGCCCUCACGUGGCUGGUCAGCGGCAGGGCCCGCAGCCCACAGGAGGGGCCUUGGCGGCGCCUGGCACUCUGCUGGUUCACCGUCUGCGCCUUCAUCCAUCUGGUGGUCGAGGGCUGGUUCAGCUUCUUCCACACCAGCCUGCCAGGGGACCAGGCCUUCCUCUCCCAGCUCUGGAAGGAGUAUGCUAAGGGCGACAGCAGAUAUGUCAUUGGGGAUGACUUUACAGUGUGUGUGGAGACAGUGACAGCUGUGGCCUGGGGCCCACUCAGCCUGGCCACGCUGGAGGCCUUCCUGCAGCACCGGCCUGGUCGCUUCCUGCUACAGCUUGUCGUCUCCAUGGGCCAGCUGUAUGGGGUUGUGUUGUACUUCCUGACGGAGCUGCGGGCAGGGCUGGCCCACACGCCUGCAGGGCACCCUCUGUACUUCUGGUUCUACUUUGUCUUCCUCAAUGGGCUGUGGAUUGUGGUGCCUGCAGCCCUGAUCCACGAUGCCUGGCGCCAUCUCUGCACUGCGCAGCGUGCCCUUGACACCCCCGUGGGCAAGGCCUGCUGAUGGAGGAUGGGCUCAGAUACCUAGGUUCCUCCUGCAGAUGGGGUGGGGGGAGCCUAGACACCUGGUCUCCAUCCCUAGAUCAGGAGGGGGAGCCCAGCUGUGUGAGUACUUUCUGCAAAUAUAGGGACAGAAAUCUUAUAAUGUUUGGAUUUCUAAAAAUAGCAGGGGGCGGAGCCUGGACAACUGGGUUCCUUCUCUGCAUCCAACAGGGGGAGUUAAGAUUUCCCGAGUUCUUUCCCCAGAUAGGACAGGGACACUGUCUAGACACCUGGAUUUGAUUCCCAGAUCAGGAUGGGUAAGCUAGGACAGCUGGAUUUCUGCUUAGGAAGGGAGGGGGGGCUGAACAUCUGGUUCCAACCCUAGAGCAGUAAGGAGGAGCCAGAUGUCUGGGUUCUUUUCCCACACUGGGAGGGAGUAAACCAGGAAGCCUGGCUUCUCUCCUCAGAUCAGGCUGGGGCAGGGGGACCACACUAAGGUGCCUAGGUUCCAUCCUCAGAUAGGGAAGGAAGAGCUAGGAUGGUAUGGGUUCUUUUCCUACACCUGGUGUGGGGGGAGCCAGACACCUGUGUUCUAUUUCCUGCUCAGGGUUAGGGGGAGAGGCCACCAAACUUUUAGCCACAGCUCUUUGAUUUCAAGGGGUGACUCCUGGGUUCUCUGCAGCUCUGGGACCAUCUGGGUUAGAGUGGUGUGAGGGGGGAGGUUUAUUUUGAAUAAAGGUGUUUUCUAGCCUCA